This is a messenger RNA of Oikopleura dioica, 1293 nucleotides long. The record is from the annotation of a GenBank genome assembly. NCBI's taxonomy places the organism in Eukaryota, Metazoa, Chordata, Appendicularia, Copelata, Oikopleuridae.
AUGUACAAGCAAUCGAUUCGGCCACUCUCGAUCUCAUGUAGAUCUCCGCGUGUUAUGCGCGAAGGAUACUGGGUUGUCCACGGACGUCACCAGUUACCGUACUGGGACCAGAAAGACAACAAACAAUAUUCGGUUCAAAAACUAGAAAAUGGGAAAACGGUAGAAUUGCCCAAGUACACGACGAAGCCGUUUAAGAUGAUCAACACGGAGGGUAGACAGCCGAUGAGCGAGCAACAGUCACUUUACAUUGAUAAAAGCCAUCGGGAUAAUCCAGAAACGCAGGAUGUAAUAAGAACACCAUCUGCGAAAGGAAUGAAGGCGAUGCAGCAUGGAGGCCCUGCUCUCUUAUCUCGAACCGGUUACAUGGUCGAUUAUUAUAGGCUUAACCCCACGCAGCGUCAACGAAGCGCCGUGUUUAAGGAGAAGAUUUUAAAAGUCGUCGAAGAUCAGAACUUGAUGCGACACCUUGCCCUCGUUGUUGGCCCUUCUAAGCCUCGUUGGAUCCCUGCAACAUCCACAAUGAAAAAAGACGAUAUUAUUGUUAACGAUGCAUCUGGCGAGCAGAAAACUGCGGAAGAGCUCGAACUUAAUGGAUCUUACAUGCUCAAAUCAUUACCUAUUGGAACGGAAAUUUGUAUGGUCGAAGAGUUCCCAGGAUCUGGCGCUCGUUUCGCGAACUCAAACGCGCGUUAUGGCAUUGUUACGGGUCGACUCGGCCGAGGCGAUAAGGAUUCUUUGAUAACUGUCUCGUUUCCGUAUGCGUCGUUGGAAGGAAUUACUAACUCUGGAUUUGCUGGAAAAGUAAAUUACAAGGGCGUAUUGAGUGAUCAGGGUCUUCACAAUCGAAUGGGUGGAAUCGACGCGCAAAUUAUUAUGGAAGACGGAAGUAUUGAACUGCCGGCUUGGGAGAAAAAAGAUAGCAGGCAAAAACGCGCGACGGGCAGGCACGGCCCGUGGGAAGGAUACUUCGAUUGCAUGGCCACUCACAGAGAAAACUCUUACGACCAAACCCCUCAAAGUUUAUAUGAUCAAGACGUUGCUCUCAGUGGAAAUUGCGUCGCCGUUAUCGGUCGCGCUUCUGAGGGGGGUGAGUUUAACUCGUGGCUACUACACGAAGAUGGCCGCCAAUACAAGCUUUACGGAGGCAAUAAGUCGAACGGAUUUUAUAAUAGAGAAAUAAGAAAAUCUGGACUGAAUCAUAUAUCUAUGCAUUUCAGAAAGUUUAAACGUGCUCCCGGCCAACUUGUUAAUAAUCAAGGCAAUCAGUUUGUUUUGCUAAAAUCAAACGAAUAA